AUGACGACAUCAUUGUCGAUGAAAAUGAUCCUCCACAAGAAGCAGUCCCGCAGUCAGAUUCGCCGCCGCUCGGUUCGACAUCACCCCAGGAGUCCACUCGCACCCAUUGACAGUGGAAGAAAGUUCUUGGGAAAAAAGAAGUUUGGGUCGUCAAAGCCCGAUACAGUAGGUGCCGUUGUAGCAGUGCACGAGGCCACCGAUGCCAUAAGGUCGCAGCUUAAAGAAAUGAAGGCAUUGGACGAAUACGAUCAUUAUGGGGCGUACGUGGCACUAUCGCUACGAGGAAUUCCGAGGGUGUUGGCGAAGGAAAAAAUGGUUUUGAUUUCACAGGUGCUUGCAUUCGACGAUAUAACUUUCGUCAGCGCACCGAACAGCACCGACAUGCAGCCAGGAAGCAGCCACGGCCAGAAUUACGAGCCAGAAGUUUAGCCCUUUUUCUAGUAUUUUACCUUGAUAUUCUUAGUUUACUUUGUUCCUCUGAUACUACACUUGAAGCCCAAGAAGUGUAUGAUUAUUACGACUGUUGAUUAUUAUGAUUUGUUGUUUUGAAUUUUGGCACUCGUUAUGUUUGGCACUCUUUUGGCACUCGUUAUGUGUUUCUCGGUUACCUUGAAGCCCAAGAAGUGUUUGAUUUGUUGUUUUGAAUUAUGAAUGAAUGUUUAUUAAUGUUUAUGAAUGUUUAUCGUAGUUGUUGCUUAUUAGUAUGUUUCGGAAAUAAAGAAGUG
Molecule: messenger RNA, 725 nt
Organism: Cylicocyclus nassatus
Lineage: Eukaryota; Metazoa; Nematoda; Chromadorea; Rhabditida; Strongylidae
Source: the annotation of a GenBank genome assembly